AUGGCACCGCGCCGACGAGAAAUCCCCGCCGAGGGAUCAUGGCGCCUCGUCGACGGUGAAAACGACAGCUUCGACACAAGCAUCAUUGAUCCUCUGCCGGGAGAUGACUUCAGUCCGCCGUCAAGCGCCAUGCCCUCUUCCGGGUUCCCCACCCAGGAAUCCUUCUCCCAGAGUCAGAACAACAUGAGCUUCGCCUCUCAGGACAGCAUUCGUGACUUUGCCAAUUUCCAAAAUGACGAAGACGUCAUCUUGCGACAACCGUUCCGCCCCACGCUUCCCUCGAGUGCUGCUACAUCGAUGCAGCGUGCUUCAUAUCAGCAGUCCGAGGUGCAACUUCGAAUGCCUCUCGUCAAAGCCAAUAAUCUAGUUGCGAGCGAAGCCUCACGGACUGCCAGAACUACCGAUGACGAUAGCGAAGAGGGCAGCGUGUGGGAUUCCGAGAGGGAGCAGGACCCUGUCAAUUGGCACGAAGACUCGGAAAGAGAGUAUGCCAGGCUCUUGAAGCAGCAAAACGAGGCUUCGCUGAGCUGGCACCACGCCAAGCCAGGCUCAUCAGCGUCCAGUUCUUCCGAGAGGCUGCUCCAAGUCUUCCGCUACACCAUAAUACCCGUCGCAAUCGUCCUCGUUGCAUACCUCUUUCAUAUCAAUGGCAUCUCUGUUCAGGAUGCCCGCGACAAGGUCCAAUCUUUCUCGUUUACAUCUCUGCAAGAUAUCCCUGGUGUUUCCAACUUUCAAAUUCCAUUCUUCGAGGCCGAGACAUCUCAGCGUGCUGCUUCUUCUUCUAUCGAUUUCACAAGUCUCAUGGAGGUUCAAUCGGGAUUUGAAAGUGUACUGGAUAAGAGCGCAUAUGGCCUAUCCAUGCCUCUUGAGCUCAAGAGUUCAGAAAUGGCUACCCGAAACCUAAGAUCUCUCCUCAAAGAGGCCGAAAUCGCGACUAGAGAAGACUUCAUUUUAGAGCUCAACGGCUAUAUCGAAAAGGUUGGCAGAGCAGGUUCGGAUUUGCAGACAUUUUACAUCCACAUUGGGUCAACCGUUGAUUCCAUCAUCAACAUCAACCGCUGGACCCUACGCCACAUCAAUUCUCUAUCUAUAGAACCCGAGGCACCCUCAUUGCCUCCCGUCAUAGCUUGGGCCCUCCGGCCGCUGGGUCUCUUCAGAACUUCCGAACAAGCCGGAAACGAUCGGGCUCUGUUGGAUAAAUACUCUGAACAUGUCACUCUCGUUCAAGAGCGGUUGGGGAAACUCCUCGUUGAAGGGAAAGCCCUCUUGUUGCUCCUCCACCAGAGCCAGACACAGCUGGGCGUCAUCAACGAACAAGCCGAACAACUCCCUGGAGCAAGAACCGCCAAGCCCGACUCGCUGCUCUCAUCCAUCUGGGCCUAUAUCGGAAGCUUCGUGGAAGAGCCUCGCAAUUUCGAUGAGCAAAUCGUGCUGCUGAAGAAGGUGGAUGCGCAGUACUCCAACGUCAUCUCUCAUCUCCUCUCCCUGGUUGAGGAGCUCAAGGACAUUCAGCUGUAUCUGGGCGACUUGCUCAAUCGCAAUGAGGAUUCUUCUGAUGUUUGGGGAGAAGGGGCCGGAGCACCAGUUCAAACGACGCUGAGUGAGCAGUAUGAAGUCAUCAGGAAUGCAGUGGAGAGACUUGAGCACGCGAGAAGGAGGACCGCCGAGGGUGAGGCAGAAAGCGAGGCCCCAAGGGAAGCAGAGCACGAAACACAGAGCGAGGUACAGCACGAAACGCCCGGCGAAACAGAAGCCGAGACAAGCGGUGAUCAUAUUUGA
Messenger RNA from Trichoderma aggressivum f. europaeum, 1779 nucleotides. RefSeq lists its product as uncharacterized. The transcript has a single exon. The coding region runs from base 1 to 1779 and encodes 592 amino acids. The record is from RefSeq and is a predicted model, not a curated record. NCBI's taxonomy places the organism in Eukaryota, Fungi, Ascomycota, Sordariomycetes, Hypocreales, Hypocreaceae.